Hirsutella rhossiliensis is the source of this 552-nucleotide messenger RNA. RefSeq names its product cytidine and deoxycytidylate deaminase domain-containing protein. Gene Ontology annotation, molecular function: zinc ion binding; cytidine deaminase activity. Gene Ontology annotation, cellular component: cytosol. Bases 1 to 552 code for a protein of 183 amino acids. NCBI's taxonomy places the organism in Eukaryota, Fungi, Ascomycota, Sordariomycetes, Hypocreales, Ophiocordycipitaceae. The record is from RefSeq and is a predicted model, not a curated record. The transcript has 3 exons.
AUGACGUCAGCCGCAGUCGAGGGGCCGACGCCGACGAGCGCCAGCUCGGCCGAGGGCGUGCUGGCGACGUGUGCGGCGCACGGGCUGACGGCGGCCGAGUUCGGGCGGCUGCGGGAGCGGGCGGUGGCGGCCAAGGGCGCGGCGCACUGCCCGUACAGCGGGUUCCGGGUGGGCGCGGCGGUGCUGUGGGCCAGCACGGGGACGGGGCCCGGGGCGAGCGACGAGGGCGGCGCGGCGGUGACGGCGGGCGCCAACAUCGAGAACGCCAGCUACCCGGUCGGCACGUGUGCCGAGCGCGUCGCCGUGGCCCGCGCCGUCGUCGAGGGCGGCAGGGCGUUUCGCGCCGUCGCCGUCGCCACCGAUGUCAGCCCGCCCGCGAGCCCGUGUGGCAUGUGUCGGCAGUUCAUUCGCGAGUUCUGCAAGCCAGACGUGCCCAUCAUCAUGUUCGACAAGAACCUCGACUACAUCGUCCUCACCCUGGAGCAGCUGCUGCCAAUGUCCUUUGGCCCCGAGGAUCUGCGCCCGUCCGGCGGUGCGCGGGCGUUGGUGUAG